Messenger RNA from Rhizophagus irregularis DAOM 181602=DAOM 197198, 1500 nucleotides. RefSeq lists its product as uncharacterized. NCBI's taxonomy places the organism in Eukaryota, Fungi, Glomeromycota, Glomeromycetes, Glomerales, Glomeraceae. The record is from RefSeq and is a predicted model, not a curated record.
AUUUUUUCUCCGAACGUAACACUAUUUUUAUCCGAGCCAAUUAUCCCUAUAAAAACGUAACGCUAUGUCAACUGUCACUCUCAGUUGUUUGGUCGUAGGAGAAAACCCUUAUGAAAAUGCUUUCAACGUAAAAGUUAAUAAAACAGAGGCGGUUAGUGAACUCAAGGACGCUAUCAAGGAAAAAAUUGAUGAUAAUGUUAAGGCAAAAGACCUCAAGCUAUGGAAGGUCGACAUUUCCUUCGAAGAAGAAAACGAAAAACUUAAGCUCGUCAACACAAAAGUAAACGUUAAUAUCAAGGAGGAGCUUGGUGGCGUGGAACUACUUCCACUUUCGAAGAUUAGCAAACACUUUCCUUCCCAACCAGCCGACGAGCACAUACAUAUAAUCGUACAGCGUCCUGUUGAAACGAAAGAAGUCCACUGUACCGCAACGUAUGGGCGUAAGAGUGCGAAUUUUCAAUGGACAGUGACCCGAGAAACGGUGACGUUGGAAGGUUUUAAGAAGAAGCUUUGUGAAUAUUUAACCUUUCCGGAUGGGACAGAGAACGAGCACAUCGUAAUAAGUCGUGUGAUAGGUGGCGCUGGUUUGAAGAGAAAAAUUUCGACAGGUAAAAUGCGUAGAAAAUCAGAUUCAAGUUCCCAGAGUUCAACGGUAGAAAGUGAUACGGUUGAGAUCGUGACAGAGCGUAAAGUUAUUCAGUUUUCUGCCGAUGAGGACUUAAUGAGUAUUAUCUGGACUACUAACCCCAAGGUGGAUCUGGAAAUUGUUGUGGAUACGUCGCAACAACCUUUCUCUUCGUAUACUUUCCCAAAGAUGAAGGCAGUCUUCGGCUUGAAGGCAGAUGAUUAUAACGGAUUAUCAAUUUUUGAUGGAGGUGUCAAGGAUACUCCGAAAGAGAUUCGAAGUUUGGUUAUAGAAGAAUUAUUGAGAUUACACAAAACAUCCCAACACAUCACUAGCGCCAAUGAAGCCACUCGUUGCGAGUUUAUUUCUCGUAUUAUUUACGGUGUUGCAUCAAUCUUUGAUGGUGAGGUGAAAGUCUAUCCCCAAUACGAAAUUUCUGGAAGCCAUGGCAAAGGACCAGUUGAUUGUGUCAUAAAAGUGGGAAAUACAAUCAUCACAGUUACCGAGGCGAAAAAAGAGGACAUCAAUCAAGGUAUUGCACAGAAUGCAGUCCAACUGCAGACAUCCAUCCAGCGCAAUCCUAAAAAACGUAGUUACGAUACAGCAGGUUUACAUUAUGUUAUGCGCAGUAAGACGUCAUUGAAUUACCAGUAGAUCCUGCUUCUAUUGGUUGGAAGUGUGAAGAGUCUUCACGAUUAUCAUAUGACACAGCAUGUAUUUAGGGAAAAAACUAGAAUAGAUGAAUAUCGUUCGAAAAAAUAAUCGUGUAUAAUAAAUAGUCUAAAGUUAUAGAAUGGCAUCAUAUACUCAGGGCUAGCCCCACAUCAUGCAAUUUAUUUUAUCUUAAUGUAUUGCAAAUAAAAAACGUUUAGGCC